Ananas comosus (pineapple) is the source of this 1023-nucleotide messenger RNA. RefSeq lists its product as uncharacterized. Bases 202 to 516 code for a protein of 104 amino acids. NCBI's taxonomy places the organism in Eukaryota, Viridiplantae, Streptophyta, Magnoliopsida, Poales, Bromeliaceae. The transcript is spliced from 6 exons. The record is from RefSeq and is a predicted model, not a curated record.
CGGCGCGGGGGCAAUGGAGCGGGACGGCCGCAGGAGCGGGGCGGCCGCAGGCGCGAGCGCAGGCGUAGUCGUAGUCGCAGCCGCGGGCUGGCGCGGGUAGCCCUUUGUUACUAUCUGUUCUUGCAGAGCCUUCCGUCCCUAUCGUUGCUACUGAUCGAGUUUGCGGUAAACUUUGUGAAUCAAUCGCACGAGUGGAAAGGAAUGGGCAUUUCGACGAGCACCAGCGAGGCGCCGCUGCAACAACCCUCCUCCUCCUCCUCCUCCUCUUCCUCCUCAGUUUCUCCUCAUCCUCCGUCGCCGUCGCCGUCGCCGUCGCCGACGCCGUCGCCGACUCUCCAUCAGACGGACGCCGACGAAGAGGACGAGAACGUGAAGCAGCUCAAAGAGUGCUCCUCCAUCUACCUCUCUCUUCAGGAAUGCCUCGCUGAAACCAACAGGAACUGGAAGGCCUGCCAGCGAGAAGUGCAAGCCUUAAAAGCCUGUCAUGCUAGGAGAAACAAGAGUAGAGAGAAGUGAAAAGCAUUGCAAGCUGCUUGCUGCAUAUCUUAACAUUUAGUUACAAGCAUGUCUGUGUGGUGCUCAGAAAGCAAGGGAACCCUUUCCUUGAGUCACACAGAAAGCAAGGGAACCCUUUCCUUGGAUGACUCAAAUUGGUUGAUUAUAGUAAUAAUGAUUUUUCUGAAUAGUAGUAGUUUCUUUUUGAAAUAUUAACGAGUCUAGAAAGAAGUAUUUAUCAAUUUCAUAGAUUAGUUCAUUAGGGAUACACAAUUGUGGGUGGGCAUAACAUGUCUCAAAGAACAUUCAUAUUAUAUCAGUGAGAUUGGUCCGAAGUGAUAUAACUAGUUUGCUGGUAAACCAAUGAUGUGGCUAUAUAAUUCAAAUGCUUGUGGAUUGAAAUUUUCUACAGAGAUAUUAUCUCUUUGGCAAGCCUGCAGCACACAUUCAGUUUUAACCAUUGAUGCUCUGGAAAAGCGCGUGUGAAGCAUUUUGGCUGUUUUUCAUGGUUUUGAAUUUUAUGUGAAC